AUGAGUACAAUUUCUUCUUUUUCCCGAACGGAAGAUAACACGGAGGUUGGAAACGGAGAUGGCGCUGGAUCAAUGUUUCAACAACCACAGCAACAGCAACAUCAACAGCGAAUGGAGGAUCUGCUUUCUCACGGCUCCCCACUUCAAGCAGGUUCACGUGAUGAUUAUGAACAGAGUGAACUAUCAAGAAUAACACAGUGUGGAAGUACAUAUGGUGUCCAAGAGACUGCAAGUACCACAUUUGUUGUGGAGAUAAAAGGAACCCCCAACACUCGUAGUAAUGUUGAACAUGAAUCCAAACAGUUAAAUAAAGAAGCUCUUUCCAAAUUAGAGAAAGUUGUGGCUGCUGGAGGUUUACCAUUACGUUCUGAACUUCUAGGUGAUGAUUCAACAUGUUUAAGAAACUUCCCACGUCAAGAGAGAACUAUAAGUGUUGUAUCCAUUGCCCCAGAAACAGAGAUCAGUGUGGAUGGUUCACCAAGGCGGUUUGACGUGGAUACCAUACCCAGCAUGGUUUCCACAAACUGUAGAAGAGAAUCUCUCGCGGAGACUUCAGUUGUCAGUGUAGAGAGUGUUUGUGGAAGUUACACCACUACAACUCUUCUUGGUGCUAAUGCUACGGCUAUUCCCUCUCAUCUAGAUACAGAUAUUACUCCUGCACAUGUAAAUGCGGAGGGUUCCUCUACGACUCCAGAUAUUCCAUUCUUGGAUGGUGGUGUGCAGUCUUCUGCUGCGGUUGGGGAAUCUUUUACGCAUGAUGCAAAUGCAGAUUUUCCUGUUGGAAAGGGAUACCGAGUAAAGGAUAGUUUUAUGACUCAAACCGAUUUAACCAUCCCAUCAGAUGAUUUACGAAUGUGUAGUACCACAGAUGCGUUAAGUGAUAAAUCUAAACCACGAACCCCACUUACUGGUUCACUACUAAGUAGAGAAAAUCUGGAUACAUUAAAACGACAAAUUGCAUCUGGUCAAUGUAAUCUACGCGAUGGAUUGUUAAUGGAAUUGGGUGUAACGUUAUUACCUCGACCUGAAAGAUCUCAAAGUAUGGUGGUUGAAGUACCCGCUACAAAUUCUCACCUUGAGGAAUCAAUACCACAGCGGGAAUUGGCCUCUUCUCAGGAUUGUGGUAAAACGUUAAGUAGAUUUGACGAUGGACAGAAUGCGGAAACUUGGGAUGAUGUAAAUGAUCAACAAUCUAUAUUAGAUCAAACGCUUGCCAAGUUGCAGAAUAUGGAAUCUGAGCGGGCAGGUAUUAUUUCGGAAUUAGCAGAACUACGGGAUUAUGUACAAGUACGUACAGAAGAUGUAACAAGUUUAUUAAAAGUAAAUGAAUCCAAACAAGUUGAAUUUCAGAAAAAAACAGAGGAAACUUUUUCCAAAGUUGUAAGACAAAUAACAGAAUCAAAUACAGGGUUAUCUACUAUGAUAAAUAAUGAAUUGAAUGUACUUACAGAAAAAUAUACAGGAGAUUUUCAUAAUUUAAAAGGAAAUUUUGAAGGAAAAUUAGAAAAUCUUAUUUCAAAGAUGGAUGAUCGAUUCUCAAAAAUUGACGAAUCAACCAAUCUUUUACUUAUUCAGCAAGAAAAAUUACAAAAACAAUUGAAUCAUACUUUUCAGGUGGAGGCAUUUCCUCAAGAAAAUGAAAUUCCUGAUGGGAAAAAAAUGCGUUUUGUAAUUGAUGUUCAAAUUUAUGAUGAUUGUAGAGAAGUUUUAUUACCUAUGAGUGUGAAGGCGACUGUAGGUAUGUGUAAGCGAGAAGUUUUACGAAGAAUUCGUCAUCAAGGUUUAAUUGAAGAUGAUAUUCAAUUUUCCAAUGUUGUUCUUAUGCAUGGUACAUACACUUUAUUUGAAGAGGAUAUUCUCGCAGAUAUUCUCUCACCGGUUCUACAGGAAGCAGAAGCUGAGGGAACUUGUGUUAAUUUAAAAUUAAGAGUAAUAAAUUUACGCAAUAGUAAAAAAUUGUUACGAGUAUCAGAAAAUGCAGAAGGAGAUAAGGAAUAUAUAUCAUCAAGAUCAAAAAAUUCUUCUCCUGCUGGUUCAGCUUCUUAUCUCCAACCUUUACCUCUUCCUACUUCAGAGCAAACUUCUCAACUCGUGGAAACUGGUGUCCUAACUGCUGCGCUUGUGGAUGAUCUCUCUCAGAAUGAGUCUUUAGAUCGUCGACUUGUCUGUGAAUUAGAGCGUAUGGAGCGGGAUACACUUUUUCAAAAUGAAAGAGUACGCCAUGUUGUUAUUGCCAAAAACGCCUUAAGCCGCACACGUGCCGCUUUAUUAGAUCGAGCCACACACUCACCAGUGGAAGCCCAUCGCCGCGUGGCUCGCAGUGCUCUUGCAAAGUUGGAUCUCGCCUUGGGCCCAGGCGCCACAGUGGAGGAACUCGGAAUGGCAAGCAGUAUGGCUGCCGCAACACUGCGCAGCAUUACAGCCGCAAGCGGAGAAGAUGAACGCGUGGAUAUUGUGCUGGAGGCAAAGCGUUUGGAGGAAGAAAGGAAACAACGAUUGGUAGGGGAAAUACAGAAAUUAAGUGAGGAGGUUGAGAAAAAAUUGCGUAUACCUGUUGGACUUGUGAAACGUGCGGAAUCCCUCACACAAGAUGCACAGCGGGCCAUUGUAUUAGCGCCUAGUAUGACAUUUAAGGAAUUAGACGAGGUGUAUAAAAGUCUGGAGGAUUUCUGUGCCGUUGUUCGAACGCAUAAUUAG
Molecule: messenger RNA, 2697 nt
Organism: Trypanosoma theileri
Lineage: Eukaryota; Euglenozoa; Kinetoplastea; Trypanosomatida; Trypanosomatidae
Exons: 1
Coding region: 1-2697 (898 amino acids)
Source: RefSeq, a predicted model, not a curated record